Halteromyces radiatus is the source of this 1141-nucleotide messenger RNA. RefSeq lists its product as uncharacterized. Bases 262 to 762 code for a protein of 166 amino acids. The transcript has 4 exons. The record is from RefSeq and is a predicted model, not a curated record. NCBI's taxonomy places the organism in Eukaryota, Fungi, Mucoromycota, Mucoromycetes, Mucorales, Cunninghamellaceae.
CUGAUGGCCAUGAACGACAACUCGACGUAUCUUGUUGAUGCGACCUUGUAUCUGGAAAAUCCUUUCGUUGGAAGUCUCUGGCCAUUACGGAAACAUUGAUAUUACAAGGAUCGCGUACGAUCACGUCAAAGGUGCUUUUGGAUCGUGUAGUAUCCUCAAAUCCUCCGCAAAUAUCCCUAUGCUGAUCCCGCUCUCCUGAAUCAAGUUUGCGUCCUGUUCCUCCAUGCCAGCUCCCGCGACAAGUCGAUCCGAUUAUGGCAAAUGAGACCCACCACUAGUGGCCAACUUCUUUUGUUUGAACGACUAGCCAAAGGAAAUUGGACGAACAUUGGAUACAUCAGAAAGUCUCCCGGUCAAGAGCCUGUCGAAACACGAAAGAGAUUGAUUGAAGCAAUGGCAGAUCGACUGAAAAAACAAUGUCUUUGCAAAAAAACCUUUGUGUCCGACGGUACCAGAUCAAGCGAUCCAAUCUUGUCGCGUGAUGUCGGCAGCACACGUAGUCAUUGCAAUGGGAAUACGCAAGACAUGUUUGCAUACAUCUCAUCAGCCACAAAAAACGUUCGAUUGUGUGUGAUCGACUACGCUGGUAUCUCAACCAAUCCUGAAGAUAUCAAGAAGACGAUGCGACUCGUCAGGAAUAUCAAGGAGCUGGAAAUUUUGCACAAAUCGAACGUUGAAGCCAUAAAUCGCCAUGAACUGAAAACCGACAAGACAUUAAUCAAGUUCCAAUGUCGCACUGGACCCGUCCAUAGGUCAAAAUGAAAAAAUAUAUAUUCCUUUUUUAUUGUAUUAUUUUAUCAAAUAAACCUACGUUACUGAUUUUACUGACUUUGUUGAUAAAUGAUUAUACCUGAUGCUGAUUUACAAUAAAGCAAAAAGACUUUUCAUUAUAAUAAAUAAAAUAAAAAAAGAAGCAAAGUUCUUUCAUCAACAUAUGCAAAAAAAAGCUACUAUUAAGCUCCUUUUGCCUGUAAAUUUUUCUUCCACGAUGCCUCUGAACAAUUACUGCAAUGCAAAAACUUGAUAUUCCAUUUGAAGAGUGAAAGAUGCCAGCUCUGAAAAAUCAUCCACGACAAUAAUCAUGGAUUUAAAUAAUAAUAAUAGUAAUAAUAAUAAUUGGAAGGCAGUAUGACAAUGUAUC